AUGCAGCCCCAUCAUGGAGCUCCCCACCUAAAGAAACACAUUAGAAAAGUGGAAAAGGUUAAAAUAUUUGCGGCAAGGAAUUCCCUUCAGACGUUGGAUUUAUCUAUAUUACUCUCUUAUCUGUUCGAUGUUGAAAAUACAGCUGUGUUCAUCGAUGUUGAAAAUACAGCUGUGUUCAUCGAUGUUGAAAAUACAGCUUUCAUCGAUGUUGAAAAUACAGCUUUGUUCAUCGAUGUUGAAAAUACAGCUGUGUUCAUCGAUGUUGCAAAUACUGCAAAUAUUCUAUUAGGGAAAGAUGGCCGGGUAAGCAGGCUGGCGGCAAGUCACGGGAGCCGGGAGGGCAGUGGGGGCCCGGGUGGGGGCGGGCCCACCCCAGGGGGCGGCAUCCCCGGCACCAGCGGGCCACCCCCACCCUCAGCAGCUGGCACUGCUGGAGGCACUGCCCGCCGGGGAGGCACGACCACCGGACAAGGCGGGCCUGGUCGAGGUCCCUCGUCGUCGGGCCAGGUAGGAGGCGGUGAGGGUGGCCAGUAUGGUGUAGGUGGCCCUGGGGGUGGCCCUGGCGGCGGCGGCGGCGGGGGUGGCGGCACCCUUGAGGACACCCUGGAGCAAUGGAGUCGGAACCCGCUACUGUGCUGGCUGUGUGAGGAGCUGUACGACGAGCCCUGCCUCCUGGCCUGCUACCACACCUUCUGCACACGCUGCCUUAGACCCAGGCUCCACGACUCCAAGAUCGUCUGUCCACUCUGUGGGAAGGUGACGGGGCUGAAGGAGGGCCAACUGCCGCCCCGGGACAACUUGAUGGUGUUCCUGGUGGAGUCGUCGUGCGAGGAGCGACCUCAGUGUGCCAACUGUGAUAAAACUAACCAGUCCGCCAUGUUCUUCUGCAACACCUGUGGUCAGGUGCUGUGCGGCCACUGCAGGGAGGAGACCCACAGAGCCAGAAUGUUCUCCCUUCACGACAUCAUACACAUGUCUAAGAGAGGCAGAGAAGUCAACAGGAAGUGCGCCAUGCAUGGUGAGCCUCAGAUCAUGUUCUCCACCACCAAGAGGACCAUGUUGUGUAUCACCUGCUUCAGGGAGUCCUCCAUAGACGCCCGCCUACACUGCAUUGACCUCGACACUGCCUAUACCCAAGGCUGCAAGAAACUCGAUAGAGCGGUCAUGCUGCCCGGAGAGACGCUACUGCCCAUCGACACCGCCUAUUCCCAGGCUCGACAGAAACUCGACCGAGCAGCAAUGAGCAUACGAGAGCUGCAGAACUCUGUGCGUGACGGCGUCAUUCUCUUCAAGGCGUUGCUUGACGAACUCCGCAAGAACAUGGAAACCGAGAAGCAUAAUAUCAACACCCUGACGGAAAGCCUUCAGGAGACCGUCAGGAGAACUCAGGACAACCUUCUUCGGGAGGUGGAUGGGCAGUACGACGCUAAAGACAAGCUCUUCAGGAGCCAACUGUCAUCCCUGGGAGCGCUCCUGCCCAUCAUCCAGGUGCACCUCCUCAUGUGCACCACCUUCUCCUCCUCGGCCUCCAAGUACGAGUUCCUCGACCUGGUGUUCCAGCUGAUGGAGCGACUGGCAGCCAUCGCUCACCUCUCACACCCGCUCAGCUCUUUCCCCAGGCCCGGUCAGAGCAGUCAAGUCCGGAGCAGCUUCAAGAGUGAGUUCUCCAGGAGUCUUGAGCCCCUACUCUCCAGCGUCGGCAAGGGAAGGGCAGGGGAGCCCCUCACCAUGCCCUCAGGGUCGUCUGGCUGUAGCGAAAAGCAGUCUUCUGAGGGAGGGUGCGCGUCUCGCCCUCCUUCGGCAGCCUCGGUGAUGGGUCCCGCCUCCUUCGGGAUGCCGGGGUCCAGACGCUCACUCUCCGCCGCCAAGCUCAAGAUCCUGGAGAGUGGCGGACCCUUCGCUGAACACUGCAAGACGCACGAUAAUAAAUUUAGGCAGGAAUUGACAGGCAAGUUCACUAGGCUAAAAGAAGAGGCCCAGGAGCUCCACCGAGACGUGACGCUGAGAAGGUGCUUGACGAGACGGGGCCGCGUGGAGGAGAUCGUGAGGGAGUGUGCGGCCCUCGAGGACGAGUUCCACGCUUACACCGACGAGAUGGAGGAGCUGAGGGCCGUCUUUGACGCCGCUUGGGACGAGCAGAUACAGAGGGUCUAUGCUGAGCAGGAGGUCUUCCAGUCUCAGGUGAAUGACGUGGCCAGCCUUCGGGACGAAAACAAGAGACUGAUGAUCAUUGCUCAGCAACUGGAACCUUACAUCCGCUCCAUCACCGCCCUCAUGGAGAGAAUAUCUCCUAAGCUUCAGGUGCCCCAGAGUCAAGCCGCGUCGACGGCGUCUGUGGUGGACUCCAGCGAGAACAUAAUGCAACAGAUCCUGGACCAGAUCAGCGCCUGCAAGCCUGAGCAGCAGCAGAGAGCCGAGGGGCGGGGGUGUGCGGACGGGGCCAGCCGGGUGUCAGGCCCCGUGGAUGAUUCAGGAGGCGGCUCUGCCAGUUCUGCCAUGCUCCUGGGUGGGAUCCCUAAACCGCCCGACCCACCCCAUACCCGCCGGACGCCAGACCACGAGGAAGACCAGGAGAGCGAUCAUGGCCAUGGCUUCUCUCCAGGGCCGGGCUCAGGCCGAGCAGAUCCGGGCCCCACUAGGGAGGGAGAUAAAUAUCGCGGGCCUGUGUCGCCCGCGUCCUCCAUGGCCUCCACCUUAGCAUCCUCCGUGUUGGGCGGCUCCUACGUGGAGGUGCGGCGAGCGGAACGCAGCAUCAGACGCAAGCGGCAGAACAGCGAGGGAGACUCGCUGGUGUGGGAACGACAUCGUGGCUGCGAGAGCGAGAGUGAAAUGGUCUCAUCCACGUCGUCUUUGCGAAUAAACCAGCGCCGCGGUUCGGAGGGCAGCGACGUGGAAGAGGUUAAAAAAGGGGUGUUCAUGCAGCUCUUGGAGAAGGUACGCCUACGCGACGAAAAAAAGAGGCAUGACUAUGAGAGUGACGUCGACGAAGGUCGGGCGUCGUCCAGAGAGCGCGGCGCCGUUGGUCGGGUGGUGCACCGACUCUCUCGGACUAAGGCCAUGCCUGACCAUCACCCUGACCGCUUCCUUGACCUCGCGGCCGCCGCUUUUGAUGCCUCGGCAGUUCCUGAGAGGCCCAAGUCUGCCUGUGAUAACACACUAUUACGUGCAGCUGCCAAAUUGUACUCUGGGAUCGGUUCGGUUCGAGGUAUCAGUUCUGAGCCUGAACCCAACCAUGGCACUAGUGCUGAGCGCCUGGACGAGAGCCAAGUGCGAGCGGUGGCCGCGGCCUGCCGUUCCCGCGAGAGUUCUCUUGGACGAGCGCGGUCAGCGGAGCGCGAAGCAGGCAUCCGGACUCCCAAAGCCGUGGCAGUGCCCCAGGUGCCUCAGGGAGGUCAAGGUAAGCCAGGGGAAUUUAACUUAGGGGAAGUAAAAGCCAUCGUUCACGCUGAGCAACUGGGGGCACCCAGUCGCAAAUCUCCUGGCCGUAAAGACAUUGAGACUAUAUACGCUGUGGCCACUGUCCCCCGCAAGACCACAUCCAAGAAAGAAAACAUCUAUGAAAAUGUCCCGUUAUCGACGGAAGUGACUUUGAGCAGGACUUACCGGGACGACCUGCACUCCAGGCCAGUAUUCAAGAAACAGAACUCUCUAGACGCUCUGCCGUCGGACGCCGGCAGGGGCGGCGGGACGCGGAAGAGCGAGGGUGGCAGCAGACACGGCACCCUGAGGAAAGCAGACAGCUUCGAGGGUCAUGAGGAAGCAGUGAAGACCCUAGUAGCUGCUGUUCAGGAAACGAGAAUAUUAAGACGAAAGAAGACUAAAUGAUCUUCAUUUAUAGACUUAAUUUUUAAAGAGACGUGUUUUUACGAGCAUUUUCAGUCUUGUCAUUGCCUGCAACUGAGAAAACUAUAUCUUUGUUUCUUCUUUCCAAUCCAUGUUAAGUGCUGGAAAAAUAAAAAUGGUGGCGUGCAUAACGUGUGAUUCUAAAAGCAAACUAGAACAGAAAAUGCAUAUAAGUUUAAACCAAUGCAACAGGCUCCGAAAAGAGGGCACAUGCUUGUGAAAUCGAACAUUACCGAAGAUUCUGUGCUGGUUUAUAAAAAGUGUUAAGUGUUGUGAUGAUAGAACUGAGUAAUUCCAAGGUGUUUGCCCAUUGUGAAGUAAGAGGAUGUCUCAGCAGUGUUGCCAGUGUAGCGUCCCAUCGCAGUGGGAAAAGACUAUUGAAUCACGAGGGUCUCGAGCAGUGACCAAGAGUGGUAACAGUGGACCGUCAGUUUGUAUCCAUUGCGGGUCAGAGUAGCUGGCGGUAUGUACCACAAAACGGUUAACGGUUCGUAGCUUAUCACAGACAAGAAUCUAACUGGUGGUACGUACAACGAGCUGGUCCGGCUAAUGCUGUAUAUACCCUAAGGUAGAGAAGCAUCUGAAUGAUGGUAUGGACCACAAGGUGGUCUCGUGUCUAGCUGGCAGAACUCUCCACAAGUUCAUAUAGUGUUGUCUCAAUACAUUAGUGAAAAGGAAAAUAAAAAUACAUAGUUCCGAAUAAUAAUUGUGCAUAAUGGAGUACCAAAGUUGUUCCGAGACGCAACCUCGAAAAAAGGCUCUGUGGUCGUGACCGUUAUUGGCGGGUGAAGUGUGCUGACGUCACUUGUGAGAGAGGUCGUGCUAGACCACUACCAGGUGCUCUACUAGCCAGCAACAAACACAUUAUAUUAUGUACUUUGUUCAUGAAAGAUGAUAAAGAGUGUUCUCAAGACAGUCUUUUAUACAUAUGAAGAAAAAAAACAAGUUAUGUAAACCGUUAUUUCACCACCACCCCCCCCCCAAACAAAAUCCUCAUAACAAGCCAAUUUUCAAAUUUUAGAAGAUAUGAUUGCCGGCUUUCUCGUAGGUGCUCAUUCAGUACUGUGUACAUGAUUUUCAGAAUGGAGUUCAUUGCAAAUACAUUGGUUAACCUCCUUCAUAGAAGUCAAGACUCAGUAUUUAGUCAAAGUAGUGUGGUAAUACUGCCCCAUGUUUGUCAUAUUUAUGUUCGUCAGUGGAAGGGGGUGGACGUUCAGUUUGCCAUUACAUUUAAUCAAAAGCUAGAUUACUUUAGGGCGCUACAGGGCUACAGAUCAAAUUAAAUAUUUCAGAGACAAAAGCAGUCGAAUCAAAAAUGAGGAAGGCCUAGUGCUAGAGGUCUCGAACCAAAAAAUAUUGUAGGUUUUACCCAGAUUUCUGAUGUGAAUUGAUUGUAGGUACUCAUUCUCAUGCACGCGUGGUACUCUUAUUAUUGUCCGGAUUUUCUGCAUCUGCUGCGUCUCUGUUCAAAUAUUUUUGUUUCACUACUCUAUGGAUAGUUACAUUCUAGUUACACUACUUCUCUCUCUCUCUCUCUCUCUCUCUCUCUCUCUCUCUCUCUCUCUCUCUCUCUCUCUCUCUCUCUCUCAUACACACACACACA
Procambarus clarkii (red swamp crayfish) is the source of this 5446-nucleotide messenger RNA. Lineage: Eukaryota; Metazoa; Arthropoda; Malacostraca; Decapoda; Cambaridae. The record is from RefSeq and is a predicted model, not a curated record.